Aspergillus pseudoviridinutans is the source of this 1746-nucleotide messenger RNA. RefSeq lists its product as uncharacterized. Lineage: Eukaryota; Fungi; Ascomycota; Eurotiomycetes; Eurotiales; Aspergillaceae. The coding region runs from base 1 to 1746 and encodes 581 amino acids. Gene Ontology annotation, biological process: response to xenobiotic stimulus; regulation of DNA-templated transcription. The record is from RefSeq and is a predicted model, not a curated record. Gene Ontology annotation, molecular function: DNA-binding transcription factor activity, RNA polymerase II-specific; zinc ion binding. The transcript has a single exon.
AUGUCGACGACAGUCAGCAAGCGCAAGCGGGCAAAGAAGGCGUGCAUCCCGUGCCAUCAGCGCAAACGAAAAUGUGACGCGGAGUAUCCCUGUGGCACGUGCAUCACCUACGAAUAUAACUGCAGAUACGCCGACGACGACACGACUAGCACUGCGGGUGGAGGCGGGCACGCUCCACCCCUAGCCAAGCGCGUCAUUCUUGACGGGGGGAGUGGUUUGGCCAGCGGGGUCACCACUAAAUCGCGCAACCCAGACAGCCAACCUCAUGUAGCGAGAGCUCCCCAGUCCGCUGACAGCCCGUCGACAGAGAGCCCUACCGUCGGGGGCGGCAUCUUCGACGAGCAGAAGUCCAGAUACACCGGAGCAUCGGCGGCCAUGGCCUUCCCGCACAUCCUGGGCGUGGCUCUCGGCUCCGACAGCCCUCCCAAGGUCAACUCGUUCGCCUACACCUUUGGGAUCCGCCCCGAGGAGGCCUCCAACGUUUAUGGCUUCCUCGGGAAAAUCAUCUCGGAGGACGACCUCGCCUUCUACUCGAAUGUGUUCUUCUCUGCAAUGGGCCCUAUCGGCGACUACAUGGACCCGAGAAUCUACGCCCAGCGAUGUCGGGAUUAUUAUCAUGGCUCCGGCAGCACCACGGUCGCCUUUGGCGCCGUAGCCGCCGGCGUCGCUGCCUUUGGGUCGUUCCUCUCCCCAACCAGAUACCCACGGGAGUCCGACCUGGUGCAGUACGCUAAAGCGAUUCUCGAUGAUCCAGCGUCCAUGCGUGUGCUGAGCAUCGACCACAUUAUCGCGUGGGGCAUGCGGUUAUUUUAUCUACGGUCCACAACCCGCCCCAGUAAUGCCUGGGUUGCGUCGUGCACUCUCAUGCACCUCUGCGAAGUGGUCGGGCUGCACGAGGAAGAGAACAUCAAACGGAUGGCGUCUGUCGCCGGCGCCGCUGUUGUUGGACAUGAUGCGGACCGGCUGAGGCGAAUUUUCUGGAUCUCGUGGGCCGGCCAUCAAAUGCUGUCGUAUGAGUACGAUCGUUCGGCUGUAAGAUUUUCCUCCGUGACUUGUGAGGCGAUCAUCCCGAUACAAGGGUCCGUUGCCGACCAGUUCGUGCAAAUAAUCCAAAUGAUCCCGUCGCCCAACUCGCCGUUCCAGCUCGAAUGUCAGCCUGCAACGCCGAGGGAGGAGCUAUUUGAGCGUCUCAAGGCAUUGAGUAAACUCCAUCCCACCCAUCCGUUCCUCGUGGCGACCAAGGCGGACCUUAUGUUUUGCUUCUAUCGACGCAUUUAUCAGCUCAAGACGGGCAUAACGGACGAGAUAGUCCAACUCGUCAUUGAUUGCGGUAACGACGCAGUGGAGGCGGCUGAGCAGCUGGCCAACGACGGUCGUCUGCUUUGGAACGUCAUAGGCAGCGUCUUCCAGUAUGCCUGUGUCUUGCUGGCCAUCGACACGCCGGCCGCCUCUGCUCACAUCCCUGCUGCCUUCAAGGGGUUGGAGAAUCUGGUCAGGGCUGCGGACACAGGACUGACCCGUCAGGCAUUGUCAAUAGCGCGGCAUUUGCUCAGCCUCAAUAUAGCAAAGAAGCGAAAGGAGCUGAUCCAGCUGGAAGCCGUCGAGGCGGGCUACGAACCCUUCCAGGCGCAGCCGGAACCCGAGGUCCACGCCGCUUUGCCGGACCUUGCCUGGGGAAGCGUGGACUGGGACCAGUUGCUCAUCGAGCCAUAUCUAUCGUUUCUCGGUCCCGACAUCCAGUUGUAG